AUGGGCCCUGCAAAUCACUGGCUACUAAUUGUUAUCUGCUCUUUCCACCUCUUUGAAACUGGAAAAAGUAUCCAUCUGGAGCUAUCGACGGACACACCUGUAACUCUGCCUAAUAGACAUGAGCAAAUUACAACUGCCGUGCUAGAAACCGGACCGGAGAAAGUGCCACCUCAGGAAAUUGAUCAUGAUAUAGACGUACCAGCUGGAAUAUAUUUUCGAAUCAGUCAAAAGGGUGUGGAUUACAUCACAGGUUUGGCUGCUGAGGCGUUGCCACAGUUGCUUGAAAAAUCCGAAAUGCCAACUAUUGAGCAGCCACAAAUCAAAAUUUCACAUCUAACUAUCGAUAAAUUUAGUAAUCCAACGAUAAAGGCUAAAUUUCUUGCGAAUACCGGUAUUGCAGCGUAUGUAUUCUUACCUCAAGUGAUGCUCAACGCGGUCUAUGACGCCUCCACCUUUUUCAGCACUCAUAAAGGGAAGUUGAAGGCUGACGUGCAGAAUUUAAGUGUCGCUAUGGAAGUGCACAUCAGUCGGAAUGAAAGCGAAAGGUUGAACAUUAUUGAGACACCGGUGUGCAAUGUCAUCUCUGAUCUUGUAAGGAUUGUUUUCGCCGGCGAUAUGUCGACCUAUCUAAACUUGCUGAGGUCAAUAAUUGAACAAUCAGUAACCGAUGUUCUCGGGAGCGAACUUUGCCAACUUGCCGUAAAAGUAGGACAGUUCUUCGAGAAACAAAAAAAACAGAUUCUGACCACUACGCCUAUUCCGCAAUCGACGCAGCCACCUGCACCGACGCCUACAUAUUUAUUAAAAUUCGGUGAACUACCUGAACCAGCUCACGCGAAACCAGUAGAAAGUGCUGAGACUGAAAAUGCCUUCUAUGAAACAUCCAACGAAAAGAUGGAAGAUAACGAGGACUUGGCAGCAAAAUUUGCAGCCGACUUAUGUGCUGAAGACCGGGUCGGCAUGGAUGUCUCCGGCGAUUCCACUUACUUGCGGAGGAGACGUGACCUCCGUUUUGAUGCGACUCCUGAAAGUGGACGUUUUAAUCCAUUGUUGAAAGACGGUCUCUGGGCACCUGACUUGACCUUACUCUACUCACCAAAGUUCUCGGAUGAGGAUGUGAUAUUCGGGCUCGAUGCAGGCAUUGUAUUUUUUGGUCGAAAAGCCAAAAAUGUCAAUCGACCGAACAUGCUCAAUAUAUCAGCUUUUGGUGAUCAAAUGUUUGGUGUGAUUAUCAGCGAAUAUGUACCCAAUACAUUUUUCGCACAUGUCUACGACGAAGAUAUGGGAGUGUUACGUGAAACAUUCCGUACUCAUAACUUGCCGAAAUUCAUAAAACCGAUAGCUAAGUUGCUUUGCGCUCGUUGUGAGCUCCAAUUUAUUGUUAAUUUAACCAGACGACCACGUCUUAUUAUCAGUGAAGGAGGUGUUAAAAUUGAUAUUCAAGUUGAUUUGUUGAUUUUAUUCAUUGGCAAAACACAAAGGCACAAUAUUGUCAAUGCAAAUGCUGAACUUGAUAUAACGGUUCGUCCAUAUCUCAGACACAGUCGCUUAUAUGGUGACGUUGCACUGACCGGUGUGGACAUCAAAAUAAAAGGGGCACUCGUUCAUUUGCAUAUAGCCAGUACCAAAUUCCUUCUCAUUUCAGGCAUCAGACUACCAGUGAUGUGUGGUGUUGAGCUUGAAAGACCGUCGCUAAGUUACAUCGACCAUGCUGUCGUAAUCGAUACAGAUUUCAGUUAUGAUUUACCGCGGUUCAUCCGGAAGUUUAAAGUGUACAUUAAUGCGGAGGUCACAAGAGCAAGGAAGAAAGAGCAGAUGGAAAGUGAAGAAGACUACUGA
Acanthocheilonema viteae is the source of this 1839-nucleotide messenger RNA. The record is from the annotation of a GenBank genome assembly. Lineage: Eukaryota; Metazoa; Nematoda; Chromadorea; Rhabditida; Onchocercidae.